This is a messenger RNA of Octodon degus (degu), 401 nucleotides long. RefSeq names its product antigen WC1.1-like. The record is from RefSeq and is a predicted model, not a curated record. The coding region runs from base 95 to 391 and encodes 98 amino acids. Gene Ontology annotation, cellular component: membrane. The transcript has 5 exons. NCBI's taxonomy places the organism in Eukaryota, Metazoa, Chordata, Mammalia, Rodentia, Octodontidae.
GGAGUUGCCCUGUGAGAGCCCUGGGUGCUCCUGCCUGUGACCAUGGGAACACAGCCUCAGUGGUCUGCUCAGUUGCCAUAACAUUAUAGUACAUAUGAGAAACUUCAGUCAAAUUGAAGUGGCUGUUCAAAUUGUGUUGCUUUUCUUGCCAAGAAACUGGACACAACCACAGCCACAGAGCAAUGACUUCCUGUCUGACCCAGAAGUCUCUGCAGCCUCAGAGGGCCUGGCUGCCAACUCCUCAGAUAGCAGAAAGCUGCGCCUCGUCGAUGGGGGCGGUCGCUGUGCAGAGAGAGUGGAGAUCCUGCAUCAGGGCUCCUGGGGCACCAUCUGUGAUGACAGCUGGGACCUGAAUGAUGGCCAAGUGAGUUCCUGGCCCUCAGGGUGGUGAGCAAGGACCA